UUGUUUCACGCGUGAAGCUACUCUAUGCUUAUGAUAUUUUAUUUUUGUUAAUAUUUGUAAUAUAUAUUUAUAGAACUUCCACAAAAUAAUAUGAUAUGAAAAACCACUCAAAAUAUUUUUAUUCUCUUAUUUUUCUUCAGUAUUAAAUUAUUGUACUGAAAUUACGGCUACUUUUGAUUCUGCUCAGUGAUGAUACUGCAUAUACUCAUUUCAAUAAUAGCAGUGCGAGAACAAAGCUGAACCAAAGCAAAGCACCUGUGACUGUGAGGCUACCACUCAAAAUGAAAAAUGAGAUCACAAAAUGAAAUUAGUUUAGCGUAGAUACACUCCGUCCGUGAUUACCUAAGAAGUAGACAAGGGCAUCUUUGGAUGAAAACUUGUAAUUCCGAUGUCAAUUUUGGAGAAACCGUCUCAAUUCUCAUCUUCAUCCAUAGCACCUCAAGAUGUUGAUCCAUUGUUAAAGGAUUUAGAUGAGAAAAAGCUGAAUUUUAGGCGUAAUGUGUUGUCAUUAGCGGCAGAGUUGAAGGAGGUUCGUGGGCGACUUGCAUCCAAAGAGCAAUCAUAUGCUAAAGAAAGCCAAACAAGACUGGAAGUAGAGUUAAAAGCCAAGCAGAUGGAAGUGAAGAUUGGUAUAUUGCAGAAGGAACUAGAAGACAAAAAUGAAAAGCUUCAGGCUUCAAUCUCUUCUACUGUGAAGGAUCUGAAGGAGUUGGAUGAUCUUAGAACACAGCUUUCAGCAACUAAAGCAAGUGCAGAUGCAAGUGCUGCAUCAGCUCAAUCAGCACAGCUCCUAUGUUUUGAACUUCAAAAAGAGUUGGAUGAGAAAAACAGUUCAAUGAGAAAGCAUGAGGGUUGUAUCAUUAGGCUGGUAGAGCAAGUAAAUAAUCUACAGAAAGAUCUUCUGGCAAGGGAAUCUUCACAAAAGCAAAUAAAAGAUGAAGUCCUCAGAAUUCAGCAUGAUAUUAUGGAAGCACUUGCAAAAGCCACAGUGAACAAGGAUUUUACACUGACGACAAUAUUAGAUGAGAUUUCUCCAAAGAAUUUUGAGAAGAUGAAGAAGAUUCUGGUUGUUAAGGAUGAAGAAAUAUCAAAACUGAAUGAUGAUAUUGUGGUUACGUCUUCCCAUUGGGAGCUCAAGACAAAGGAAUUAGAGUCACAAUUGGAGAAACAGCGGCAUAAGGACCAAGAGCUCAAAAAGAGGGUGUUGAAGUUGGAAUUUUGUCUUCAGGAAGCUCGUUCUCAGACGCGGAAGCUCCAAAGAAUGGGAGAUCGAAAGGAUAAAGCUAUUAAAGAACUGAGAGAUCAAUUAGCAACAAAGCAGCAAAGCAGGGUUGAGCGUGCAGAAAAACAAAAUAACUUUUGGGGAACCUCUGGAUUCAAAAUUGUGAUCUCUAUGUCCAUGCUGAUCCUGAUGAUAUUUUCAAAACGAUGAAACCUAACCUUAACCUAGGAGUUUUUUCAAGGAUUCUAGAGAAGUGGCACAAGUCAUUUUUGCUUUGUAUAAAUGCACCUUUAGAGAGAAUAUAACUUUAUGAGAUCACAAACGCAUUUUUGCCGUGUUGUCUGAAGCUUACGUUGCAAUAUCAGGUCACAUAUAGUUACCAUUAAAAAAAGACACAUCAUUGCAUUGUUACUAGUGAAAGAACCUGAAUGUUAGCUGAGGCUAAUUUGUAAAUUUGC
Molecule: messenger RNA, 1680 nt
Organism: Abrus precatorius (Indian licorice)
Lineage: Eukaryota; Viridiplantae; Streptophyta; Magnoliopsida; Fabales; Fabaceae
Product: nuclear envelope-associated protein 2-like
Exons: 6
Coding region: 389-1432 (347 amino acids)
Source: RefSeq, a predicted model, not a curated record